GGAAAAUUCCAUAUUAUUUUUGAAGAAAAAUGAAAAGGAAAAGAAAAGAAAAACAGAGAGAGAAGAAAAACAGAGUGUUUAAAGAGGGGGAGAUCAAACUGAGUCAAUUCAGUUUUGAAUUCCAACCGCUCCACAACACAAUUUGAUUCCCCUUUCUUUCACCAAAUCCAUCAAUUUUAAAAACCCUCUUUUUUUUUUUAAGCCACAAUAUCCCCUUCAAAUUCAAUGCACAUCAAUGUCUGGUUUUAUCACAACCCCAUCAUUUUUAAAUUACUUAACCCCUAUCCUCUGAUCUCAUCAAUACCCAUUUCCUCUCCCUUCAAUUUCAAUACUUCAAACACAAUCAUCAAUUUUUGUUCUGUCCCACAAAAAAAUCACACUUUUUUUAUAUGUUUCUCAACAUUUCUUGUGUGUUACAUUACAUUACACCCCUGCUUUUCGCUUCUCUUCUAUAGAAAAAAAUCCGAAACCCUGUGAUUAUUUACCCAAUUAAUUAGUUAAAGUUGUUGAAUUGAACCCAAUCCCCAUCUGGGUUUCUGAAAAAGUUUCGAAAUUUGAAGGAAACAAAUCAUGGGGAUUAAAAACGAUAGAGUGAAAUUCAACGUAGGAGGCAGAGUAUUUGAAACAACAGCAACAACACUUGCAAAUGCAGGGCGAAAUUCUAUGUUGGGUGCAAUGUUAGAUGAUAAUUGGAAUCUUUUAUCACACGAUAAAGAAAGUGAGAAAUUCAUAGAUCGCAACCCUGAUUGCUUCUCUGUUCUCUUGGAUCUGCUUCGAACAGGUGAACUCUACAUCCCACAAAACAUCCCUGAGAAGCUUCUAUACAGAGAAGCUCUAUAUUAUGGUGUUCUUGAUCAUGUUCGUUCAGCAAAAUGGGGUCAAUUCGAUGGUAAUAGGUUAAGGUUGUCUAGGUCUGUACAAGGACAAGCACCUGGUGAUGGAACAGCUAUUCGAGCUGGUCCUGAUGGUGGUUGUUGUGUUGCUCAUGGUUGCAUGGUUCAUGUUUAUGAUUGGAUGUUAGAUGAACAUAAUCCUCUUAAUCUUGAUUACCAAAGAGUCAACGAUGUUGGUUGGGUUGACCCUAACAACAUAGUAAUUGGUGUAAGUGAAAGACUUGGUCGUGGUGAUGGUGGAAUGGGUUUGUUUAGUUCUCAUAAUGGAGAACUUAGGUAUAAAUUUCAAGUUAGUCAUGAAAAUCAUGUUAAGAGUUACACUGCUGGUGCUUUGAGUUUUAGUUCUGAUUAUAAGAUAUUUUCUAGUUGUAAAGGAAGGAGUAAUGAAUAUGGUGUUGGUGUAUGGGAUCAAGUUACUGGUAAACAAAUUGAUUUUUUUUAUGAGCCUUUAGGUUGGUCUCUUGGUGAUGCUGAUAAGCUUCAAUGGUUAGAAGGUAGUAACUGUUUGUUAGUCGCUACUAUGUUUCCUAGAAAGGAUAACUGUUAUAUUAGUCUAUUGGAUUUUAGAGAGAAGAAAAUGGUUUGGUGUUGGUCGGAUGUAGGUGCUCCUUUGACUGUGGAUGAGAAAAGGGUGAGGGAUGCAAUAGCAAUGGAGGAUAAUAGUUCCAUUUGUGUGGUGAAUGAGUUUGAGGAAUUGGGUUUUAUGGAUUUGAGAAGUUCUGCUGCUACAAGUGUGAGGUGGAGUUCUAGAAGUAGGUUGAUGAAAGGGAAGAUGCCUGAGGAACCUUGUUAUCCUAAAUUGGCACUUCAUGGUGGACAACUUUUCUCUUCCAUGAAUGAUUGCAUUUCAGUGUUCUGUGGUCCUGAAUGGGUUUUGACAUCCAGGCUUAGGCGUAGCUAUGGUGGGUCAAUAUGCGAUUUUUCAAUUGGAGGAGAUAGGCUUUUUGCUCUUCAUAGUGAGGAGAAUGUUUUCGAUAUAUGGGAGACUCCAACCCCACCAAUUAUAUGAUUUAGUUCAUACAGUAUUUUUGCUUAGUUUAAGAUUAUUUUUCCUAGUUUGCCAUAACCAGAAUGCUUCUGCAAUUUUCUAGAUAGUGAUGAAUUUAAACCUUGUAUAUAAGAGGUUGAGUAGUUUUUAACUUGGCAUACAUACAUGUAGUUUUACUACUACUGUUGUAGUUUAAAGGUGUCAUCAGGUUUGUGUAUAUCAACAGAAAAUAUAUUAUAUGUGGAUUGCUUAUUUUUCCUAUACUACUGAUUCAGCAGAUUUCACACA
Molecule: messenger RNA, 2169 nt
Organism: Cicer arietinum (chickpea)
Lineage: Eukaryota; Viridiplantae; Streptophyta; Magnoliopsida; Fabales; Fabaceae
Product: BTB/POZ domain-containing protein At2g24240
Biological process (GO): protein homooligomerization
Molecular function (GO): protein binding
Source: RefSeq, a predicted model, not a curated record